This is a messenger RNA of Perognathus longimembris pacificus (Pacific pocket mouse), 1439 nucleotides long. It is a transcript of the gene Napg, whose product is annotated as NSF attachment protein gamma. The transcript has 12 exons. Gene Ontology annotation, cellular component: SNARE complex; vacuolar membrane. NCBI's taxonomy places the organism in Eukaryota, Metazoa, Chordata, Mammalia, Rodentia, Heteromyidae. The coding region runs from base 86 to 1024 and encodes 312 amino acids. Gene Ontology annotation, biological process: intracellular protein transport. Gene Ontology annotation, molecular function: syntaxin binding; soluble NSF attachment protein activity. The record is from RefSeq and is a predicted model, not a curated record.
UUCCCACGCCGCCGCCGCCGCCGCCGCCGCCGCCCCCUCCCCCUCGAGCUCGGCCCGGGAUCCCACGACCACGACGGCGCCGGCCAUGGCGGCCCAGAAGAUCAACGAGGGGCUGGAGCACGUGGCCAAAGCCGAGAAAUACCUGAAGACUGGUUUUUUGAAAUGGAAGCCAGACUAUGACAGCGCUGCUUCUGAAUAUGGAAAAGCAGCUGUUGCUUUUAAAAAUGCCAAGCAAUUUGAGCAAGCAAAGGAUGCCUGCCUGCGGGAAGCUGUUGCCCAUGAAAACAAUAGAGCUCUUUUUCAUGCUGCCAAGGCUUAUGAGCAAGCUGGCAUGAUGUUGAAGGAGCUGCAGAGACUUCCCGAGGCUGUUCAGCUGAUUGAGAAAGCCAGCAUGAUGUACCUGGAGAACGGUACUCCCGAUACAGCGGCCAUGGCAUUAGAGCGAGCUGGAAAGCUUAUAGAAAACGUCAAUCCAGAAAAGGCUGUACAGUUGUAUCAACAGACAGCUAAUGUCUUUGAAAAUGAGGAACGCCUCCGACAGGCAGUUGAGUUACUGGGAAAAGCCUCAAGACUACUUGUACGAGGACGCAGAUUUGAUGAAGCUGCUGUCUCCAUUCAAAAAGAAAAGAAUAUUUAUAAAGAAAUUGAAAAUUACCCAACGUGUUACAAGAAAACAAUUGCUCAAGUCUUAGUUCAUCUACACAGGAAUGACUAUGUGGCUGCCGAAAGGUGUGUCAGGGAAAGCUACAGCAUACCGGGGUUCAACGGCAGUGAGGACUGCACGGCGCUGGAGCAGCUCCUCGAAGGGUAUGAUCAGCAAGACCAAGAUCAAGUGUCAGAGGUCUGCAACUCGCCCCUCUUCAAAUACAUGGACAACGACUAUGCUAAGCUGGGCUUGAGCUUGGUGGUUCCAGGAGGGGGAAUCAAAAAGAAGUCACCAGCAACACCCCAAGCCAAGCCUGAUGGUGUCAGCAGUACCGCUGUUGAGGAGGAGGAAGACGAAUAUUCUGGAGGACUGUGCUAGUACUUUGCUUGCCGAAGAGAAGGGAGAAAUCCUGACAUACCGAUUUCAUGAACUGGUCAUUUACUUCACUGAAGAUGUGAUGUUGGUAAAGACUGAUCAUUUUUAGUUAUCAUUUUUCCUAAAUCAGCCAUUGUACCUACUGCCUGUGAAGCAUUUUUUUCUUUCCAUUGUAAGAGCGAGAAUUAGCGAAAAAUGUAUUCAUAUUUUAAUACAGUCAAUUUUAAAUUUACAAGCCUAAUUCCAGACAAUAUUCUUAACAAAAAGGACAAUUGAGCAUAGCUAUUCCUUGCUCUUUGGUUUUUGUGUUUUUUUGUUUUUUUCUUGCCAGCCCUGGGGCUUGGACUCAGGGCCUGAGCUCUGUCCCUGGCUUCUUUUUGCUCUAGGCUAGCACUCUACCACUUGCCACAGCACUACU